Molecule: messenger RNA, 372 nt
Organism: Cariama cristata (Red-legged seriema)
Lineage: Eukaryota; Metazoa; Chordata; Aves; Cariamiformes; Cariamidae
Gene: TAF10
Product: TAF10 RNA polymerase II, TATA box binding protein (TBP)-associated factor, 30kDa
Exons: 4
Biological process (GO): transcription initiation at RNA polymerase II promoter
Cellular component (GO): SAGA complex; nucleus; transcription factor TFIID complex
Molecular function (GO): promoter-specific chromatin binding; RNA polymerase II general transcription initiation factor activity
Source: RefSeq, a predicted model, not a curated record
GUCUAUGUGCCACCCAGCGCCGCCAACGGGGACGUGAAGCCGGUGGUCUCCACAACGCCGCUGGUGGACUUCCUCAUGCAGCUGGAGGACUACACGCCCACGAUCCCAGACGCUGUCACGGGUUAUUACCUCAACAGAGCAGGAUUUGAGGCCUCUGAUCCACGCAUCAUUCGUUUGAUCUCUCUGGCCGCACAGAAGUUUAUUUCUGACAUUGCCAACGAUGCACUGCAGCACUGCAAGAUGAAGGGAACAGCCUCAGGCAGCUCCCGCAAUAAGAGCAAGGAUAAGAAGUACACGCUGACCAUGGAAGACUUGACACCAGCACUUGCGGAAUAUGGCAUCAAUGUGAAAAAGCCACAUUACUUCACAUAA